Chroicocephalus ridibundus (black-headed gull) is the source of this 3237-nucleotide messenger RNA. It is a transcript of the gene L1CAM, whose product is annotated as L1 cell adhesion molecule. Lineage: Eukaryota; Metazoa; Chordata; Aves; Charadriiformes; Laridae. Gene Ontology annotation, cellular component: axon; plasma membrane. Gene Ontology annotation, molecular function: cell-cell adhesion mediator activity. The record is from RefSeq and is a predicted model, not a curated record. Gene Ontology annotation, biological process: cell-cell adhesion; axon guidance; brain development.
UGGGGGGGACCCGGGCGCCCCCCUCCCCCCCGCGGCGCUGGCUCAGGGUGUGGCCGAGGGGGCGUGGCCUCGCGGCGGUGGGCGGGGCCCGCGCGCGGAUUAUGUCAGCCCCGCGGCAGCCGCAGCCCCGAGCUGGGAGCGGCGCGAGCAGGCCCCCGCUGCCGCCGGCCCCGGCCAUGGCUCUGCCCCGGGGGCUCGGCCUCCUCCUGCUGCUGGCGCUGGGGGGGCCCGGCGCCGCCAUCACCAUCCCCCCGGAGUAUGGUCUGCACGAGCUCCUGCAGCCCCCCGAGCUGGUGGAGCAGCCCCCGGAGCAGCUCGUUGUCUUCCCCAGCGAUGACAUCGUCCUCAAGUGCAACGCCACCGGCAACCCCCCCGUCCAGUACCGCUGGAUGCGGGAGGACCAGCCUUUUGUCCCUGAGGAGCACCCGGGGGUGACGGUGGCCCCGGGCCUGGGGACGCUGGUCAUCAACGCCAGCCUGGCCGGCCGCCUGCAGGGCCGCUACCGCUGCUUGGCCACCAACGCCCUGGGCACCGCCUUGUCCCUCGAGGCCCGUGUCAUCGCCGAGAACACGCCACAGUGGCCCAAGGAGAAGGUGAUGCCGGUGGAGGUGGAGGAGGGGGACCCCGUGGUGCUGCCCUGUGACCCCCCCAAGAGCGCCGUGCCCCCCAAGAUCUACUGGCUCAACAGCCGCAUCGUGCACAUCGCGCAGGACGCCCGAGUGAGCAUGGGGCAGGACGGGUUCCUCUACUUCGCCAACGCGCUGGUGGGCGACAGCCACCCCGACUACAUCUGCCACGCUCACUACCUGGGGCCCCGCACCAUCAUCCAGAAGGAGCCCCUCGACCUCCGCGUCGCCCCCAGUAACUUGGUGCAGUCCCGCCGUCCCCGGCUGGUGGUACCCCGGGAGCCACAGCCCCCCCAUGUCGCCCUGCGGGGGGGCACCCUGGUCCUCGAGUGCAUUGCCGAGGGGCUCCCCACGCCGACGGUGCGGUGGCAGCGGCUGAAUGGGCCCCUGCCGCGGGGCCGGGCCUCGCUGGAGAACUUCAACAAGACGCUGCGGCUGCGGGCGGUGGAGGAGGCGGACGACGGCGAGUACGAGUGCGUGGCCGAGAACAGCCAGGGCCAGGCGCGGCACAGCCACCUCGUCACCGUCGAGGCGGCCCCGUACUGGGUGCGCAGCCCCGAGAGCGGGGUGUUCGGCCCGGGGGAGACGGCGCGGCUGGACUGCAGCGUGGAGGGCAAGCCCCGGCCCCGCGUCACCUGGCGCCUCAAUGGCGUCCCCAUCGAGGAGGUGCCGGGGGCCGGCCGGCGGGCGGUGCGGGAGGGGGCCCUGGUGCUGUCCCGCCUGGAGCCCAACGACACGCUGGUGGCCCAGUGUGAGGCCUACAACCGCCACGGGCGACUGCUGGCCAACGCCUUCGUCUACGUCGUGGAGCUGCCGGUGAAGAUCCUGACGCCGGACAAGACGCCGUACGCGGUGGUGGAGAACCGGACGGUCUUCCUGCACUGCCGGACCUUCGGGGCCCCCGCGCCCACCGUCGAGUGGCUGACGCCGGAGCUGGAGCCGGCCCUGCAGGACGACCGGGCCUUCGUCUUCACCAACGGCACCCUGCGGCUGGGCCCGGUGGCGCGGGGGGACGGGGGGGUCUUCACCUGCCAGGCCCACAACCCCCACAGCAACGCCAGCGUCGCCGCCCACCUGGACGUCAAAGCGGCGACGCGGAUCGAGGUGCCCCCCCAGAGCACGACGGCGAAGAAGGGGGAGACGGUGACCUUCCGCUGCGUGGCCGCCUUUGACCCCGGGCUGGCCCCCCGCGGCCUCGAGUGGCGCCGGGACGGGCAGCUGCUGCGCGAGACGGCCGAUAGCGACAAGUACUCGCUGAGCGGGGACACACUGACGGUGGCUGGGGUGGACUACGGUGACCAGGGGACCUUCUCCUGCCGCGCCUGGACCCUCCUGGAUGCCGUCGAGGCCGAGGCGCAGCUCCGUGUCGUGGGCCGGCCGGGCCCCGUGCGGGAGCUGCAGGUGCUGGAGGUGGGCGAGCGCCAGGUCCGGCUCUCCUGGACCCCGGGGGACGAGCACAACAGCCCCGUGGAGAAGUUCGUGGUGGAGGAGGAGGAGGGUAUCUUCACCCCCGGGCGCUUCGUGGAGCGGCUGACGGUGCCGGGGGGGCAGCCCUGGGCCCCCCUCACCCUCUCGCCCUACGGCCGAUACCGGUUCCGGGUGCUGGCGGCCAACGCCUACGGCCGGGGGGAGCCCAGCGCCCCCAGCGCCCCCAUCUCCACCCCCCCCGCGGCCCCCGAACGCAAUCCUGGGGGGGUCAAGGGUGAAGGCAACGAGACCAACAACCUGGUCAUCACCUGGCAGCCGCUGGCGCCCGGGGAGUGGAACGCGGCCGAGGUGCGGUACCGGGUGCAAUGGCGGGGGCUGGAGCCGGCGCUGGGCCGGUGGCACGAGGAGACGGUGGGGGCCCCCCCCGUCGUGGUGGGGGGCACCCCCACUUUCAGCCCCUACGAGAUCCGGGUGCAGGCGGUCAACAGCGCCGGGAAGGGGCCCGACCCCCCCGUCGUCAUCGGCUACUCGGGAGAGGACCUGCCGCUGGUGUACCCCGAAAACGUGGGGGUGGAGAUCCUCAACAGCACCAGCGUGAGGGUGCGCUGGAGCCUGGGGGGGGCCCCCCAAGACCUGCGCGGGCACCUCCGUGGAUUUCGGGUGCUGUACUGGCGUGAGGGCUGGGUGGGGGAGCGGAUGCGCCGGCAGGCCCCCCCCGGCCCCCCCGGGGGGCACCCCGGGGUGCUGACGGUGCCCGGGGAGGCCAGCGGGGUGCUGCUGGGGGGGCUGCGCCCCUGGAGCCGCUACCGCCUCCAGGUCGUCGUCUUCAACGGGCGGGGGGACGGCCCCCCCAGCGACGAGAUCCGCUUCGACACCCCCGAGGGAGUGCCGGGCCCCCCCGAGGAGCUGCACGUGGAGCGCGUGAACGAGACCACCCUGGCCCUGGAGUGGGGGGAAGCCCGGCACCCCAACGGCAUCCUGACCGGCUUCCUGCUCCAGUACCGCCUGGAGAGCGCUCCGGAGGGGGCGCUGCCGGACGAGAUCUCCUUCCCCGCCGGGACCCGCAACGCCUCCCUGGGGCGGCUGCAGCCCCGCGCCCGCUACCGCCUGGCGCUGCGGGCGGUCACCGGCCCCGGCCCCGGCCCCGCGCUGCUGCGCCUCGGCAGCCUCCUGCCCGAGCCCG